Messenger RNA from Hipposideros armiger (great roundleaf bat), 6188 nucleotides. RefSeq names its product tight junction protein 1 (gene TJP1). Gene Ontology annotation, molecular function: cell adhesion molecule binding. The transcript has 23 exons. The record is from RefSeq and is a predicted model, not a curated record. The coding region runs from base 401 to 4753 and encodes 1450 amino acids. NCBI's taxonomy places the organism in Eukaryota, Metazoa, Chordata, Mammalia, Chiroptera, Hipposideridae. Gene Ontology annotation, biological process: positive regulation of blood-brain barrier permeability; establishment of endothelial intestinal barrier; protein localization to cell-cell junction. Gene Ontology annotation, cellular component: plasma membrane; bicellular tight junction.
CCGGAGGAAGAAGAAAGUUCAGAUUCCAGUAAGUCGUCCCGACCCUGAGCCAGCGUCCGAGCAUGAAGAAGAUAGUUAUGACGAGGAAGUCCACGACCCAAGGAGGGGCCGCGGGGGUCUGGCUACGAGGAGGAGUGAGAAGAGUUGGACGAGGGAUAGGAGUGCAAGUCGAGAGAGGAGUCUGUCCCCGCGGUCUGACAGGCGCUCCGCGGCCUCCAGUCAGCCUGCCAGACCCACCAAAGUCACACUGGUCAAGUCCCGGAAAAAUGAAGAGUACGGUCUUCGAUUGGCCAGCCAUAUAUUUGUAAAGGAAAUUUCACAAGAUAGUUUGGCAGCAAGAGAUGGCAAUAUUCAAGAAGGUGACGUUGUAUUGAAGAUAAAUGGUACCGUGACAGAAAAUAUGUCAUUGACAGAUGCAAAGACAUUGAUAGAAAGAUCCAAAGGCAAGUUAAAAAUGGUGGUUCAGAGAGAUGAGCGGGCUACCCUGCUGAAUGUCCCCGAUCUUUCUGACAGCAUCCACUCCGCGAAUGCCUCUGAGAGAGACGACAUUUCAGAAAUCCAGUCCCUGGCAUCAGAUCAUUCGGGUCCAUCUCACGACAGGCCUCCCCGCCACAGCCGGUCACGGUCUCCUGACCAGCGGUCAGAGCCUUCUGACCAUUCUAGACACUCACCCCAGCAGCCCAGCAGCGGCAGUGUCCGGAGCAGAGAGGAAGAAAGAGCUUCUAAACCCGGGGCCGUCGCAACUCCUGCAAAGCAUGCCGAUGACCACCCACCUAAACCCGUGGAGGAAGUGACCAUUGAAAGAAAUGAGAAGCAAGCACCCACUCUUCCAGAACCAAAGCCUGUGUAUGCUCAAGUCGGACAGCCAGAUGUGGACUUACCUGUCAGUCCAUCUGAUGGUGUCCUGCCUAAUUCAACUCACGAAGAUGGGAUUCUUCGGCCCAGCAUGAAAUUGGUAAAAUUUAGAAAAGGCGAUAGUGUUGGUUUGCGGCUGGCUGGUGGAAAUGAUGUCGGAAUAUUUGUAGCUGGCGUUCUGGAAGAUAGCCCUGCAGCCAAAGAAGGCUUAGAAGAGGGUGAUCAAAUUCUCAGGGUAAACAAUGUAGACUUCACAAAUAUCAUAAGAGAAGAAGCUGUCCUUUUCCUGCUAGACCUCCCCAAAGGCGAAGAGGUGACCAUAUUGGCCCAGAAGAAGAAGGAUGUUUACCGUCGCAUCGUAGAAUCAGAUGUGGGCGAUUCUUUCUAUAUUAGAACCCAUUUUGAAUAUGAAAAGGAAUCUCCGUAUGGACUUAGUUUUAACAAAGGAGAGGUGUUCCGUGUCGUGGAUACCUUGUACAAUGGAAAACUGGGCUCUUGGCUUGCUAUUCGAAUUGGCAAAAAUCAUAAGGAGGUAGAGCGAGGCAUCAUCCCUAAUAAGAACAGAGCUGAGCAGUUAGCCAGUGUACAGUAUACACUUCCAAAAACAGCAGGUGGAGACCGAGCCGACUUCUGGAGGUUCCGAGGGCUUCGCAGCUCGAAGAGAAACCUUCGGAAAAGCAGAGAAGAUUUGUCUGCCCAGCCAGUUCAAACAAAGUUCCCAGCAUACGAAAGAGUCGUCCUUCGAGAAGCUGGAUUUCUGAGGCCUGUCACUAUCUUCGGACCGAUAGCUGAUGUUGCCAGAGAAAAGCUGGCAAGAGAAGAACCAGAAAUCUAUCAGAUUGCAAAAAGUGAGCCGCGAGAUGCUGGGACAGACCAGCGGAGCUCUGGCAUUAUUCGCCUGCACACAAUAAAGCAAAUAAUAGAUCAAGAUAAACAUGCUUUAUUAGAUGUGACACCAAAUGCGGUUGACCGCCUGAAUUACGCCCAGUGGUACCCAAUUGUAGUGUUCCUUAACCCGGACUCUAAGCAAGGUGUGAAAACAAUGAGAAUGAGGCUGUGUCCAGAGUCUCGGAAAAGUGCCAGGAAAUUAUACGAGCGGUCUCACAAACUGCGGAAAAAUAAUCACCAUCUUUUUACAACUACAAUUAACUUAAAUUCAAUGAACGACGGUUGGUAUGGUGCAUUGAAAGAAGCAAUUCAACAGCAACAGAACCAGUUGGUCUGGGUUUCUGAGGGAAAGGCGGACGGUGCUACAAGUGAUGACCUUGAUUUGCAUGAUGAUCGUCUGUCCUACCUGUCAGCCCCAGGUAGUGAAUACUCAAUGUAUAGCACGGACAGUAGACACACUUCUGACUAUGAAGACACAGAUACAGAAGGCGGGGCCUACACUGAUCAAGAACUAGAUGAAACUCUUAAUGAUGAGGUUGGGACUCCGCCGGAGUCUGCCAUUACACGGUCCUCUGAGCCUGUCAGAGAGGACUCCUCGGGAAUGCAUCAUGAGAGCCAAACAUACCCUCCUUACUCAGCACAAGCGCAGCCACAGCCAGUGCAUAGGCUAGACUCCCCGGGAUUUAAAACAGCCUCUCAACAGGUGUAUAGAAAGGACCCUUACCCGGAGGAAAUGAUGAGGCAAAACGCUGUUUUGAAGCAGCCGGCUGUUGGGCACCCGGGGCAGAGGCCUGACAAGGAGCCUCCCCUGAGCUAUGAACCCCAACCCCAGUACGUAGAGAAACAAGCCAGCAGAGACCUUGAGCAGCCCCCGUACAGAUACGACUCCUCCAGCUACACAGACCAGUUUUCCCGGAACUUCGACCAUCGCCUGCGCUAUGAAGAGCGUAUCCCUGCAUACGAGGAGCACUGGUCGUACUAUGACGACAAGCAGCCCUACCAGCCCCGGCCUUCCUUUGAGAAUCAGCACCCUCGCGACCUUGACCCCAGACAGCAUCCCGAAGAGUCCUCAGAACGAGGGUAUUUCCCGCGGUUUGAAGAGCCAGCCCCUUUGUCCUACGACAGCCGACCACGCUAUGACCAGCCUCCUCGGACCUCCACCCUGCGGCACGAAGAGCCCCCCGCUCCCAGCUAUGAUGUGCAUGCCAGAUACAGACCCGAGGCCCAGCCCUACUCUGCCGCAGGCCCGAAGGCCUCGGAGCCCAAGCUGUACUCUGAGCAAUACCCUCGAGGGUACGAGCCAGUGCCGUCCCAGGGCUCUGCCUCGAAAGCAGGCCAGUACGAGCCUCUCCACGGCGCCACGGUCCCUCCUCCUAUACCUGCGUCUCAGCAUAAGCCGGAAGUUCUGCCUCCAAUCACCAAACCACUGCCUCCACCCCCACCUCUGACUGAAGAGGAGGAAGAUCCAGCCAUGAAACCACAGUCUGUGCUCACUAGGGUUAAAAUGUUUGAAAACAAAAGAUCUGCGUCCCUGGAGAACAAGAAGGAUGAAAACCAUACUGCUAGCUUUAAGCCUCCAGAGGUAGCAUCUAAACCUCCAAGCACUGCUGUCAUCGGUCCAAAAGCCACUUCUCAGAAUCAGUUCAGUGAACAUGACAAGACACUGUACAGGAUCCCAGAGCCUCAGAAACCCCAGCCGAAGCCCCCUGAAGACAUUGUUCGCUCAAAUCACUAUGACCCCGAGGAAGAUGAGGAGUAUUAUCGAAAACAGCUCUCCUACUUUGAUCGAAGAAGUUUCGAGAGCAAGCCUUCUGCACACAUUCCUGCUGGCCACCUCGCAGAGCCUGCCAAGCCGGUCCAUGCUCAGAACCAAGCCAGUUUUUCUAGUUAUUCUUCCAAGGGCAAGUCCACUGACUCUGAUGCGGCGGAUAGAACAUUUGGCGACAAACGCUAUGACCCAGUCCAGGCCACGCCCCCACCACCUCCACUGCCCUCGCAGUAUACCCAACCUUCUCAGGCUGUGUCCAGCUCCUCCCUCGGCCUCCACACACAUGCUAAGGGAGCACACGGUGAAGGUAAUUCAGUGUCACUGGAUUUUCAGAAUUCUUUAGUGUCCAAACCAGAGCCACCUCCAUCUCAACAUAAGCCAGCGAUUUUCAGGCCACCGAACCGAGAAGACCCUGCUCAGUGCACUUUCUACUCCCAGAAAAGCUUCCCAGAUAAAGGUCCAGUGAAUGGGACCGAGCAGACUCCGAAAACGGUCACUCCCACCUACAAUCGCUUCACCCCAAAACCAUACACAAGCUCUGCUCGGCCAUUUGAACGCAAGUUUGAAAGUCCUAAAUUCAGUCAUAACCUUCUGCCAAGUGAGACCACACACAAACCUGACUUGUCUUCAAAGAUCCCCACUUCUCCAAAAAGUCUCCUGAAAGCCCACGCCUUGGCCCAAACCCCCGAGGCAGACAGCGGCAUCGAUGCCUUCUCCAUCCAUGCAGAUAAGCCCAAGUAUCAGAUAAACAAUGUCAGCACGCUCUCCAAAGCUGUGCCCGUGAGCCCUUCAGCUGUGGAAGAAGAUGACGAUGAAGACGGUCACACUGUGGUGGCCACAGCCCGAGGCGUGUUUAACAGCAACGGAGGGGUGUUGAGUUCCAUAGAGACGGGCGUUAGUAUAAUUAUCCCACAGGGAGCCAUUCCUGAGGGGACCGAGCAGGAAAUCUACUUCAAGGUCUGCCGGGACAACAGCAUCCUCCCGCCCUUAGACAAGGAGAAAGGUGAGACACUGCUGAGCCCCCUCGUGAUGUGUGGGCCCCAUGGCCUCAAGUUCCUGAAGCCCGUGGAGCUGCGCCUGCCACACUGUGCGUCCAUGACUCCUGACGGUUGGUCUUUUGCUCUAAAAUCAUCCGACUCCUCGUCGGGUGACCCUAAAACCUGGCAAAACAAGUGUCUUCCCGGAGAUCCAAAUUACCUUGUGGGAGCAAACUGUGUUUCUGUCCUGAUUGACCACUUUUAAUUUUGAUAAUAUAGGAACUUGAUUAAAUAAUGUGAACCUGGGUUAAACUUACUAAAUCUCAAUGGCACCACUCUAGCAAGUGUUACACUUUUCUUAGAGUUGAUACUGCAUUUGUUAGGAUGAAGCGUUUUGUUUGAACUGUUGAAGGUUAGUUAGUGAGCACACACCUGAACCGCACUCAGAAAACGUGCUGCCAGCUGCGUGCUUGGGUAGGACGACUGGUGGCAUUGGCUAGAGGUUCAAAGACGUUCUGUUUCAUCAUGAUUAUUGUACUUUUUUACAGUCACUGCUUAAUUUCACACAUUGAUUUCCGUUAAAAUACCAGCCAGUAAAGGGGGUGCGUUUGAGUGAUAGUGUUUCUAAAGUGCACUGUUUCAGGCUUUGUUGUGGCCCUGGCCUGUUCACACACAUUUAUUUUAUUCUGCAUGAGGUAACGUGCACACAUUUUAAAAUGCACCUGGACUAUUUAACCAAUGUAGUGGAUUUAACAGAAGUGUACAGCAAGAGGGGACUUAUAGCUCUGGGGGGGGAUUAAGUGAAGACAAUUACUGAUUGUAUAUGAAAACACAUUUUUCUUAGGGAAGGACACCAAAGCAUGUGCGACUGGUUCCGUGGCCUCUGAGUCUCUAAAUUCACCACAUCACCACAGACAUACUAACCAGCAGGAAUGCCUUACCCUCGUGUUUUUAAUUCUUAGCUCAUUCUCUCUGUGUAUUACUGAGCUUUUAUGGCUUUUGUGCGCAUCUGAUACUGAAUCAUGAAGAAGACGGAGUAAAUUGUGGAUUUGGCGGUUUCAAAAAUGUAUCAUCACCCAGAAGAAAAUAAUGGUGUUAUUUGGGGAUUUUUUUUUUUAAUUUUUUUUUUCUUUUGGCAAGAGGCAGUGAUGGUUUUGUUUUUUUUGGCUCUGCAUUUAAACAUUUUGAUGUUUUAAGGAUGCUUGUACAUAAUGCGUGCAUACCACUUUUGUUCUCGGUUUGUAAAUUAACUUUUAUAAACUACCUUUUUUAUACAUAAACAAAACCAAGUUUCUUACGGCUACCUUUGUAUCCUCUCCUGUACCUCUUGAGCCUUGAACUCUGACCUCUGCAGCAAUAAAGCAGCAUUUCUAUGACACACACAAGGUCAUUUUUUUAAGAAAAAGAAUGCACAGAGUUGUUACAUUUUUAAGUGCUGCAUUUAAAAAAUACAGUUAUUCAGAAUUCUCUAGUUUGAUUAAAUUCUUGCAAAAUAUCCCUACUGUAAUUUGUGAUACAAUGCUGUGCCCUGAAGUGUAUUUUUUUACUAAUAGACAAUUUAUUAUGGCACAUCAGCACGAUUUCUGCUUGGAUAACACACCACUACAUUCUGUUAAUCAUUAGGUGUGACUGGAUUUCUUUUGCGGUUAUUAAAAAAUCUCAAAUUUCUAAAUCUGCAGAAUAAAAGUUUUUAAAGUAAA